CCCUUGAGGCGGUCCCGGGGGGAAUCCGGGGCCGGCGGGGCGGGUGUCGCGGCGGACUUUUGCAAUUGCCCCGGGCAGCAGGGAGAGGGGCCGGGUCGGCUCGGCUCGGGGCUGCGCCCUGCGUGGCGUGCAGCGGCUCCUCUCUGCCUGGUUGCUCGGCUCCGAAUUGCGUUUCAGCCAACGGGACGUCUUCCAAGUCACCGUGCGAGGAUCGCAGUGCUGCCCGCUUGCGUGGCCCGGGGAGCGCCCGGAGCGCGCCCCGGCUUUGUCUCGCCUGCGUCUGGCCAGCGCAAACCUCCGUGCCCUGGGAGCGAGGCGAGGCGCAGCGCUGGUGCCCGCUUCGGUGCGCAGAGGUUUGGGAGCAAGAAUGAGUGGCUUGAUGUCUGCAGUUGAGAUACCUGAAGAGGUUUACUAAAAUACAACAGGUUCACAAGGAAAGCAUUUGGUGAAUAUUUCCGAUGUAGGAAAAAAAGAACGGCACCCAUCAUCUCUUGUUGCCACUAAGCACAAACCUGCUGGACUUUCUCAAACCAUAGAAGCUUGCAUGAACUUCAGCAAACCCCGUUCUCAAUAAGUAAUGUGGAUUUGUAUCUCUGCAAUAUAAACUGCAUUUGAGUCAGGAAAAAGAAGCCCUUUGUAUUACAUGGUCACAAGUCUCAUCUUGAUGUGGGCUGCUCUUUUUCUAUAAAUCAUUUAAAUAUGUUUUGGAAUGACUGGAAUCUAAUGAAGCACAAAAACUGUGUGGGAAUCCUGCAUGUUAGCAUCUCAGCUCCCCUUUCCCCAUGUGUUCUGCAGACUUUAUAAGCUGUAGACGUCAUCAUGGCAUUGUGCAACCUUUUAAGCCAUACAGAAUUAUUGAUCCUUGGUAUCAAAUACAGCUUUACCUCUGAUUUGGAUGGACUGUGAUACAUUAUGUGCUAAUCAAGAUAUCGAGUUUGGAGGAAAAAUGUCCCUUGUCCUUCAGAGACACUACUGACUUCUUACAUGAGGGGGAUGAAGGGUUCAUGGAUAGCCGUGUCUUAUGACCGAGUUUUGUGCAGCAUGUACAUUAGCUUGGAGUUAAGGAUUUCUCUUAAAAUUAAGAUUUGUUGCCGUUUCUGACCUGUCCCAAAGAAGACGUACAAUGGCUCAGACCAGUUUGCUGCAGGGGAAACAGUUUUAUUGUCGAGAGUGGGUUUUUCACAAGCUCCAACAUUGCCUCCAGGAGAAGACCAGCUGCAGCAACAGCGCUGCCAGCAAACCAUCCGUUGUGCUCAGUUCUGGUACCAAUACUUGUGUCGUGCCUGGAAAGGGUGCUGCCUGGGGUGUGUUGUUGGUAGGAGGACCUGGAAGUGGAAAGACAGCCCUUUGGACCGAGUUACUGUGGCCCAGCUCGCCUGCCAGUCUACAGAGAGGUUUACAUCAUCAAGCCCUGGCCUUUCACUUUUGCCGGGCUCAGGAUUCAGACACGCUUUGUGUUGGAGGGUUUAUUAGAGGGUUGGUUGCUCAGAUUGGUCGGAGUGGACUGAUUCCAGGUUAUGAGGACAAACUGAGAGACCCUGCUGUGCAAAGCCUCUUGCAGCCUGGAGAGUGUGAGAGGAACCCUGCUGAAGCAUUUAAAAGGUGCAUUCUGCUUCCCCUUCUGGGUGCCAAGCCUCCCCAGCAAAGUCUCUUCCUCCUCAUAGAUUCAGUGGAUGAGGGCUGUAAUAUUACAGAAGGUGACCAGACGUCUACGGGCUUAUCUGGAACCAUAGCCGAGCUUCUAGCUAGUCACUAUGAAUUUUUUCCUCCAUGGUUGCUGCUCCUGUGUUCUGCCCGGAAGCAGAGCAAAGCUGUGACAAAAAUGUUUACUGGCUUUCGAAAAAUAAGCCUCGAUGAUCUCCGUAAGGCAUAUAUUGUGAAAGAUGUUCAACAGUAUAUACUUCAUCGCUUAGAUCAAGAAGAAGCUCUGAGACAACAUCUCACAAAAGAAACUGCUGAAAUGCUGAAUCAACUUCACAUUAAAAGCAGUGGAUGUUUUCUGUACCUGGAACGUGUCCUAGAUGGAGUAGUAGAAAACUUCAUCAUGUUAAGAGAAAUCCGUGAUAUUCCUGGAACACUCAACGGCCUUUACCUUUGGCUUUGUCAGAGGCUUUUUGUGAGAAAACAGUUUGCAAAGGUUCAACCUAUUUUGAAUGUAAUUCUUGCUGCUUGUAGGCCACUGACUACAAUUGAAUUGUUUCAUGCAGUGUGGACCAAAAACAUGGCGUUGUCUAUGGAGGACUUCCAGCGCAAACUAGAUGUUUUGUCAAAAGUUCUUGUUGAUGGACUGGGAAACACAAAGAUCCUUUUCCACUACAGUUUUGCAGAAUGGUUGCUGGAUGUAAAGCACUGUACUCAGAAAUACUUGUGUAACGCAGCCGAGGGACACAGAAUGCUAGCAAUGAGUUAUACCUGUAGAGCUAAGGAUUUAUCUCCACUGGAAGCUCAAGAAUUUGCUUUGCAUCUAAUUAAUUCUAACUUGCAGUUGGAGACUUCAGAGUUGGCUUUGUGGAUGAUCUGGAAUGGUACGCCUGUCAAAGAUUCUUUGUCAACAUUAAUCCCCAAAGAACAGGAAGUGUUGCAGUUGCUCGUAAAAGCUGGUGCUCACGUCAACAGUGAAGAUGAUCGGACAUCUUGCAUUGUCCGGCAAGCUUUGGAAAGAGAAGAUUCCAUUCGAACCUUGUUAGAUAAUGGAGCUUCGGUCAACCAGUGUGAUUCAAAUGGGAGAACGCUGUUGGCUAAUGCUGCAUAUAGUGGCAAUCUUGAUGUAGUCAAUUUGCUAGUUUCCAGAGGAGCAGAUUUAGAGGUUGAAGAUACACAUGGCCAAACAGCGCUUACUUUAGCUGCUCGGCAGGGACACACCAAGGUUGUCAAUUGUUUGAUUGGAUGUUGUGCUAAUAUAAAUCAUACUGAUCAUGAUGGUUGGACAGCACUGAGAUCUGCAGCUUGGGGUGGGCACACAGAGGUGGUUUCUGCACUCCUUUAUGCUGGAGUGAAAGUCGACUGUGCAGAUGCUGACAGUCGUACAGCCUUGAGAGCAGCAGCCUGGGGAGGGCAUGAAGACAUUGUGCUGAAUCUGUUGCAACAUGGAGCUGAGGUCAACAAAGCAGAUAAUGAAGGCAGAACGGCUUUAAUUGCUGCAGCAUACAUGGGUCAUAAAGAGAUUGUGGAGCAUCUGCUGGACCAUGGUGCAGAAGUAAACCAUGAGGAUGUGGAUGGAAGGACAGCUCUGUCUGUUGCUGCUCUGUGUGUACCUGCUAGCAAGGGGCAUGCUUCAGUUGUGAGCCUUUUAAUUGACCGGGGCGCUGAGGUGGAUCACUGUGACAAAGACGGCAUGACUCCACUGCUGGUGGCAGCCUAUGAAGGGCAUGUAGAUGUCGUUGACUUGCUUCUGGAAGGUGGAGCUGAUGUGGAUCAUACUGAUAACAACGGUCGCACACCCCUUCUUGCUGCAGCAUCAAUGGGCCAUGCUUCAGUUGUAAAUACUUUGUUGUUUUGGGGGGCAGCUGUGGAUAGCAUUGAUAGUGAAGGACGGACAGUUCUUAGCAUAGCCUCUGCACAAGGUAAUGUUGAAGUAGUACGGACUCUGUUGGAUAGAGGGUUAGAUGAAAAUCACAGAGACGAUGCAGGAUGGACACCUUUGCACAUGGCAGCUUUUGAAGGACACAGAUUAAUAUGUGAAGCGCUAAUAGAACAAGGUGCCCGGACAAAUGAAAUUGAUAAUGAUGGGCGGAUAGCUUUCAUAUUGGCAGCCCAGGAAGGUCACUAUGAUUGUGUGCAGACCUUACUGGAAAAUAAAUCUAACAUUGAUCACAGAGGCUAUGAUGGGAGAAAUGCUCUUCGUGUUGCUGCUUUAGAAGGCCAUAGAGAUAUAGUUGAGCUGCUCUUCAGUCAUGGAGCUGAUGUGAACUACAAAGAUGCUGAUGGCCGGCCAACGCUUUACAUUUUGGCUCUAGAAAACCAGCUAACAAUGGCUGAAUAUUUUUUAGAAAAUGGUGCAAAUGUAGAAGCAAGUGAUGCUGAAGGAAGGACGGCUCUUCAUGUUUCCUGCUGGCAGGGCCAUGUAGAGAUGGUACAGAUGUUGAUGACGUACCAUGCCGAUGUGAAUGCAGCAGACAAUGAGAAGCGAUCAGCUUUACAGUCUGCGGCAUGGCAAGGCCACGCCAAAGUAGUUCAGCUUUUGAUCGAGCAUGGAGCCCUGGUUGAUCAUACGUGUAAUCAAGGUGCUACUGCACUCUGUAUUGCGGCCCAAGAAGGGCACAUUGAUGUUGUGCAGCUAUUACUGGAACACGGUGCUGAUCCAAAUCACGCCGAUCAAUUUGGGCGCACAGCUAUGCGUGUGGCUGCAAAAAACGGGCACACACAGAUAAUUAAAUUACUCGAAAAAUAUGGUGCUUCUACUCUAAAUGGCUGCACUCCUUCUCCAGUCCAUACAAUGGAGCAAAAACCUUUGCAAUCAGUAUCUUCAAAAAUGCAGUCCUUAACAAUAAAAUCAAAUAGUUCAGGGAGUACUGGAGGAGGAGAUGUGCAGCCCGCUUUGCGUGGCUUGUCGAAUGGGCCGGGUCAUGCUUUUAGUUCUCCUUCUGAAUCUCCCGAUUCUACAGUUGAUCGGCAGAAGUCCUCUCUAUCCAAUAAUUCCCUGAAAAGCUCAAAAAACUCUUCUCUUCGCACCACCUCAUCUACAGCAACUGCCCAGACUGUGCCUAUUGAUAGUUUCCAUAGUAUGUCCUUUACAGAACAAAUACAGCAGCAUUCAUUGCCUCGCAGUAGAAGUAGGCAGUCCAUUGUUUCACCUUCUUCCACUACUCAUUCCUUAAGUCAGAAUCAUAGUUCACCAAACAGUGAAUUUGAGUGGAGUCAAGUGAAACCCAGCUUGAAAUCAACAAAAGCAAACAAAACAGGGAAAACAGAAAACUCCAGCAAAUCUGCAGGGAAAAAAGUGAAACAGAGCACAGCUUCUCAACCAAAAGUCCUAGAAUAUGAAAUGACUCAGUUUGAUAAACGAAUACCUGUUGCCAAAUGUGGGGCCAGUAUGCCACUUAAAUCAAUGCCUAUGGACACUCAGUGCAAAAUUUUUGUCCCUCCAGCCCAGCAGGAAGUCUGCCGAUCACAACAGCAGUUCCUGAUCCACCAACAGAGUGGGGAACAGAAAAAGAGAAAUGGAAUAAUGACAAAUCCAAACUACCAUCUUCAGAGCAAUCAGGUGUUUCUUGGCAGAGUUUCUGUCCCACGAACAGUGCCAGAUCGGGGGCACCAAGAGGUUUUGGAGGGCUAUCCUUCUGCAGAGACAGAGCUAAGCCUCAAACAAGCCUUAAAACUUCAAAUUGAGGGGAAUGACCCGAGCUUCAACUACAAGAAGGAAACACCAUUAUAAGAGGAUGGUUCCAUGACACCAUGAAUUGAAUGAAGAGCUUCUUCCUGCAACAAUUUGUCAACUGGGCUGGGAUUAAAGCAUGUCUUGCUUGUCGAACCACCAUGAAAAUUAUGGAUGUGAUCACUGCAGUUACUUUGAUUACUGUGAUGUGCCUAAAAGUUUAAGGCUGCCUUCUUAGUGUAACCACCUGUGCUUCAGAAAUUUUAUUUUGUGUAUUUUGUACUUAAUACACAGAAUAAGCACUUUUACUUUCUUAGUAGCAGAACAAUAUAUGCUGUCCUUCUCUGACACAGCUGAAAAAAAUUGUAAGUGCUAGGAAUUUUGAAUUUCUUGUUCAAGAAAGCUUGAUUGAUGUGCACAUGCCACAGUGAAUCGUGUGCUGAGAGGCAAUGCUUUCCGUAUUUAUUUUGUAUUCAUGUGGCAAAAGAAUGUUGAAAGUCAGCAAAAGAUGAGAAGUGUCCUGUGCCUCCUUAAAGAUGAACCACUUUUAAUAUCCAGCAUUAUUAAAGUCCUGUUGAACCAAAGCUGACUGCUUUGCAGCACUUCUGAUGUAGGUCCUUCUGCCUGCAUCAGCAGUGCUGUGGCCUGAGUUUGCAGUAGUUCGAUUCUAGGGUCCCACAGGACUUCUGUCUUUUGCUGUAGCACACAAGGGACAGGUUCACAUGUUCAGAAACCACACCCAGGUUCUCAGUUAUCCCCAGAUACAGCAGUGCCAGAACAGCAGCGGUGUACACAACGUUGGCAGGUUAGAAACCACUUCUGCAGUCCCAGAUGUAAAUGCCAGAUCAUGUAGCUGUGGAGAAGUUGGUUCACUCAUUCUUCUCCAUGAGAUCAUGAACACACCAACACCACACACAAUGCUGAUCCUAACAGGGCUACUCUCUACACUUUCAUUUGCAUUGCCAUUGGGUACAGUCAGUUUCCUGUGUAGUUCAAAAUAUUCUCUCAAGCAAAUCUUGUGACAGUGUUGGCUAAAGUACAGUACUUGUGUUUACGUCUGGUCAGUAGUGGAGGGGAAGACAGUAGCACAAUUCUCCACACGUACCACUCAUUGUAAAGUGUAUCCAAUAAGGCAGCAGUGCUUAGUACUUAGGAAUAGUUCUCACAUCACCCACUUAAUUAUAUUAAUUCAACCCUCCACUGCCUACAUUAUCAGGCAAGAGCUCAAGCACAUGCUUCUUCAGCCAGUACCAUGCCUAGCUCCAGGUUCCUUGGGAAAGGACAGCUAUCGCACUGUUUUGCACACAGAGGGUGUCAUCUUAAUUCCCUGGGAUAUUGGCCAAUCCUAAGAGCACUUUCCUGGAAAUAAGCCUCAUUGAAUGAAAUAGGGCUUACUUCAGAGUAGACCUGAUAAAAAGUUCUCCCAGUUAUUUACCCAACUCAGUGAUGUUCACUCGGUGGCUUAGGAGUCACAUGUGGCUCUUUGAUGUGAGACUUGUGGCUCUUCGGAGCAUUGUUCCUCAGUAUGGCACCUGCCCCAUUUUUCAGAAAAGUGGGCAAAGCCAUUACUGAAUAGGGCUUAGGGUUGGUGGGUGGUUUCCACUUUGAAACAGUGGUUGCUGGAAGAACAUGUAAGCUGUGAGCCUCCCUGAGGUGCAAGUAUCAUGGCGGGGUGGAAGUCAAUGUGGCUCUUUAGGCUGAUGUCCUUUGCACGUGUGGCUCUCUGAGCCAUGGAGUGAGUACCACUGACCUAACAAGACUGGGGAAGUUCCCUGAGACCCUUGUGAGCAAUGGCCUGUUUGAGUUGAUUGUGCUGUUCUGAAAGGUCCUGUAGUCUGACACUACAUAAAGCAGCAUCAUAUGCUCCUAAAAUAUUGUAAAACUAGAUUUUACAUACCCAUAAAACUUCAGUUGCUUCUUUUUCAAAUGUAAAUAAAACAUUUUCUGUAGUUGGAGCUUAAUAGAUGUAUAUAAAAAAAAGUGUCCAUAUAAUAUAUAUAUAUGGCAAGAGUCACCUGGGAAAGAACACAGUUUUAUCUCCAAUAUGUCCCUUGGUCCACCCCUUUAAUUGCUCCCAUACAGGUUGCUGUUCAUUCCUGGAGUGGAAGAGGGGAUCGAACUUGAGGAUGUUGCUGAUUGAUCAAAAACUGCUCUUCACCUUGACACUGGAUGGCCUGCCUUCACCGCAAGUGUGCACAAAGUCACGUUUAAACCAUUUCAGUAUCCCUAAAGCCCAGGCAAGCCCAGUCUCAUCAGAUCUCAGAAGCUAAGCAGGAUCGGCCUUGGUUAGUCAUUGAAUGGGAGACUUCCAAAGAAGACCAUGACCACCAUGCAGAAGCAGGCAGUGACAAACCACCUCUGUUAGUCCCUUGCCUUAAAAACCCCAGCAGAGGUUGCCCUAAGUCGGCUAUGACUCAACAGCACUUUCCAGCACCAAGGCAUACCACACAUGUACAUUCAGUUCCCGCAAUAUGCCAGACCUCCUCAGGAAGCUAACUUGCCUAUCAUAACAACAGACAUAUUGCUAUUUACUUGUAAUUCUGAGAUGAGUUGUUCCCACCUUUUGGGAGACUUGUAAAAUAAAUACUUGGGUACUCUUGCAGAUAGUUUCAAGAAUGUCGUUAAUGGCUUUAGUAAGGGUGCCAAAAUGUACUGCCAGCUUGUUCUGAACCUCAAGUACUGGGCGUUUGCAACACCGCACAAGAAUAAAGCUCUUCUUUCUUAGCAGACAUACGUUAUAAUUUGCAGCAAGACACCCCGAAAGAUUGCUUUCAUCUGCUGCUGAGAUUGUAUUUAUUUAAUUGUAUUGCUUUAUUACAUUGUGUAUCUUGUGAAUAGGGGAUAAAACUUCUGGCUGUUUUCACAAGGAGGCUAUAUGUUGCAAAAAGCUUCAUGUCUUCACCAAAAUAAUACUGACAUUAAAAUGAGCUUGUCGGGUUAAACAUUCCUAUGCACAGAAAUCAGCUAAACAGAAGUCCCACGGAUAUCUUCCAGAAUCCAAAUGAAAAGUUCCUGCACAGUUUCAGUGAUGCUUUGGAAUACAGCAUGCUUUUUCUCUGUUAGAAGUAUCCCUUUGACAAGAGUGUGAGAUUGUUUCGCAUUGCUUUUAGUUUUUCGUUUUAAUAUAUUGCAACUCUCAAAAAUUCAUCAUCUUAAAAUGACAGUUCUGGAUUUUUCUUUAAAAAAUGUGACUUCUGGGUGUGGUUCAGUUCUGCUAAAUCAAGACUUGGCAGGGCUGAUCAGUUGUGACUGAACUGAAUUUUAAACCAUUUGCCUCCACCAUUCCAUAGCUCGCUCUAUGUCUUGUCCUCUUUUUUUAUCUUUUCCAAAGCUAUCACAAAGGGUAGUAGAGAAGGGGUCCCAGUUUAUGACUGGAAGCAUUCAUAGCUGUACCACGUGUGCCAAGGAAGCUGCCUUAAAAGGGAGGUAAAUGGCAAAAUUGUCUAUCUAAAACCAACAAUGUUAUGGUAUAGUUUAUCCCCUUUAUCCCUUGUCAAGGUCAGUAUUUGAAAACAACUUUGAUUUACUUAACCACAUAGUUUUCUUUUGUCUGUUAUGCUGCUAUGCAAAUAUCUGUUGAUGCUCGACAUCCUCCAUUGGAACUCUUCAAAUAACUUGGUGCACAAAUAAGACUGUUUUUUUUCCUGGACUGGGUUGUAAAUAGCCUAUAAUGUACAUUGAAUUUCACAUUGUAAAAUUUUUAUUUUAUUUCUUGUAUUAUAUUAAGCAAAAAUCCCUAUGUAUAUGAAAGUGCAUAAUAAAUAUAUUUGCUUUUCAGCACA
Molecule: messenger RNA, 9096 nt
Organism: Eublepharis macularius
Lineage: Eukaryota; Metazoa; Chordata; Lepidosauria; Squamata; Eublepharidae
Gene: ANKRD50
Product: ankyrin repeat domain containing 50
Exons: 5
Coding region: 1124-5374 (1416 amino acids)
Molecular function (GO): protein binding
Source: RefSeq, a predicted model, not a curated record